AAACCAACUCACGCAACAUGCAACAUCUCAUCUUCGGUGAAUGUUUCCCUCCUCCUUGACUUGUGGCCCGUUACAAUCACCUUUUGAAUACAAAGUUUAUUCUGUUUAACAUCUGUCGUGGACGGUGACCAGCCAGUGCUACGCAACCCCUCCUUCUGAGAACCCCUCCUUGACCCCACCAUCUAUCUACUCGGUACUUCCAUUAACAUCACAUCUCCAUCCCAACUUCAAAAUCGUGCACUACAAAAACAAUACCAAUCACAAUCACAAAUCCCAAUCACCAAAGCCCCAAAAAUAUGGCAAACCACCUCCUCCUCAACAAAACCGCCGCCAUCACCGGCGGCACAACAGGCAUCGGCCGAGCCAUCGCUCUAGGCUAUCUCCGCCACGGUUGCAACGUCGCGAUCAACCAUCUCAAUCUCCCCUCGGAUGCUCACCACAAGGACUCGAUGCUCGAGGAGGCGACGAAGAUCAAAGAGGGGGAUCCACAGGCGGGACGCUUGAUCGAGGUCCAGGGGGAUAUCAGUCAACCGGAAACGGGGAAGGCGUUGGUGGAGAGGGCCGUGAGGGAGUUUGGGGGGUUGGAUGUUUUUGUUAGUAAUGCGGGGGUUUGUCAGUUUGCGGAGUUUUUGGAGUGAGUAUUUUUUUCUCUCUCUCGUUUGUUGGGGGUUGUUGGGGGAGUGGGAUGGCUUUUAUGUUGUUGGUUUGAAGGGGGGGUUGGUUUACUUGUUGCAGUAACUUGAGGUGUUCCCAAUACCACAACAUCUCAAAGAUUUAUAUGGAAUACAACUAACAUCACCCAGCCUAGACCACGACCUCUUCUCCCAAACUGUCCGCAUCAACCUCGACGGCGCCUUCUACGCCUGCCAAGCCGCCGCCCGCCAAAUGGCCUCGCAAGGCCGCGGCGGCUCCAUCAUCGCCAUCUCCUCCAUCUCCGCGCUCGUCGGCGGCGGUUUACAAACGCACUACACGCCCACCAAAGCCGGGGUGCUCUCCCUGAUGCAAUCCCUCGCCGUCGCCCUGGGUCCGCAUAAGAUCCGAUGCAAUGCGCUGCUCCCCGGCACCAUCAAGACGCAGCUCAACGAGGAGGAUCUCAAGGAUGAGGAGAAGAGGAGGUACAUGGAGAAGCGGAUUCCGCUGGGGAGAACGGGGGAGACGGGGGAUAUGGUUGGUCCAGCGGUGUUUUUGGGGUGUGAGGAGUUGAGUGGGUACGUUAAUGGGGCGCAGUUGUUGGUUGAUGGGGGGUUGUUUGUUAAUCUUCAGUGA
This is a messenger RNA of Hymenoscyphus albidus, 1266 nucleotides long. The record is from the annotation of a GenBank genome assembly. NCBI's taxonomy places the organism in Eukaryota, Fungi, Ascomycota, Leotiomycetes, Helotiales, Helotiaceae.